Messenger RNA from Peromyscus leucopus (white-footed mouse), 7648 nucleotides. RefSeq names its product mastermind like transcriptional coactivator 2 (gene Maml2). Gene Ontology annotation, molecular function: transcription coactivator activity. The record is from RefSeq and is a predicted model, not a curated record. Bases 1491 to 4961 code for a protein of 1156 amino acids. NCBI's taxonomy places the organism in Eukaryota, Metazoa, Chordata, Mammalia, Rodentia, Cricetidae. The transcript is spliced from 5 exons. Gene Ontology annotation, biological process: Notch signaling pathway; positive regulation of transcription of Notch receptor target. Gene Ontology annotation, cellular component: nuclear speck; nucleoplasm.
ACCCAGGCGGAGGCUGAGCCCAGAGUCCGCUGUAGAGAGGCACCUUUUGGAGGGUUUGCCUCUUCAGCCACUGGGAGGCCUCUGCACUCCGUUCCCCGGCGCCUGGCUGCGAUUACUCACUGGAGCAGCGGCACCAGCCUUCCACCAGGGAGCCGGAGCUCCCGCCCUCCUCCCCCAUCUGCAGCCUGCUGGCUCCCUCUCUCCCUCUCUGUCUCACUCUCUCUCUCUCUCUUUCUCUCCCUCUCCUAUCGCAGCACAAUGAAAGCCUGUGUUUCGCCGUGAGUCUGAGGAGCGGGAGCCGGUGUCAGGAAAGCGCUCGGAACAGACCUGAAAGAGAAAGGAAAACACAAGCUACUUUUUUCUUCUUUUUUCCCUCAUCUGUAAAGCGAAGCAGUGCAAGAGAUAGAGCCACAUUGCCUAUGGGAGUCCAGACCCUGUGAGCCACUGGCCGGGGAUGGAAUGUACAAAAGUGGACAGAAAAGUGGCUGGACAUGACUCGGUGCAAUUUGCUGGAAGUUUGUAAGUUUGACCAUCGUUUGUAAAUUACUCUCGGAAGACUUUGUCUCUUGAUACUGUAUUAGAAUAGAACUGGGGGCUGAGGGAUAAAAACCUCAUUGGGAACGGGAAACAAAAUGUGUUGAAGGAGCUCUCUCAGUAGCCAGCCACUUCAGAGUGCUCUCAUUUAAAACUAAGAAACCUAAGAGGGAAUCGGGAUUUCUGCCGGUGAUUGGAUUAGCUUGAAGAAAAGAGCAUGGUCCUGAAGUCCAAUUACAGACGUUGUUAAGACUGAAAAGCUGUCUCCUUUGGGGAGAAGACUGCAUCCUACCGUACCCCCAGGAGGAGAAAACACCAACACCGGAGGGAGAGAAAAGGGACGGAGAAACCAGGACAGUCUCCCUUGAUUUCGCACAGUUUGAACAUGACUUCAGAAGCCUCAGGAAACAGCCCUGUUGUUUGUUUUUUAACCUAAGUAAAAGUGAAGGCUGCCGGUUACAAAGACCAGGAUAGAAAUGUGUUUCUCUGCAGAAACACCCCCAUAAAUAAUUUUCUGAAGCAACUAGGUGAGGGGGAGUCCGGGUCUCUAUUAAUGACUCUUUUGAUGUCUUUUGCUAUGCGUUUCUGCCUCUUCCUUGAUGAUCCCUGAAUUCUUGAACUAUCCCCUAGACUUUGUGUUUACAAAGUACCUGGAGGCUCUCCUCAGCCUGGUUGGGGAGAAAAAGAUCUACAACUCUCUCCAACUUCUCCUGAGCUGUCAAAUGCAAUUAGAGUAAGUUGAUCAGGGUUUGUUUCCAACUUCCCCUCUCCAAUUGGUUUCUAAUCUUUCUCCCCACCCUCUUGCUACUCGUUCCCCUCCCCCACACCUCCACUGUCUCCCUACCCUCUGAAGACCUCUCUAUUCAUGUGGCCCUGAACACUGAAACCAGCUUUGCCUGCAACACUGCCUCUUGCUCCUCACCAUCCCAGAGGCAGUAAUCAUUGUGUCCAACAAGAUGGGGGACACAGCGCCCCCGCAGGCCCCUGCCGGAGGUUUGGGGGGGGCUUCUGGGGCGGGGCUCCUUGGAGGGGGCUCAGUCACCCCUAGAGUGCACAGUGCUAUUGUGGAACGCCUGCGGGCUCGCAUUGCUGUCUGCAGACAGCACCACCUGAACUGUGAAGGACGCUAUGAACGUGGUAGGGCCGAGAGCUCAGAUCGAGAAAGGGAAAGCACUAUGCAGUUGCUCAGCCUGGUCCAGCACGGCCAAGGGGCAAGGAAGGCUAGCAAACAUGCUAAAGCUACAGCCACGACUGCCACCACCACAGCCCCUCCACCGCCCCCUGCCGCCCCUUCUGUGGCCUCCCAGGCAGCAGCCACGGCCCCACCACCUCCACCAGACUACCACCAGCACCAUCAGCAGCACCGACUGACCAGUAAUGAUAAUGGUGGGAUCAAUCGAGAGCAACAGCCACCGGCUUCGACCCCCGGGGACCAGCGGAACUCGGCCCUGCUUGCGCUCCAGGGCUCCUUGAAAAGAAAACAAAUAAUCAACCUGUCUCCUGCCAACAGCAGGGGACCCAAUGGCUUUGCUGACGGCUCGUUCCUCGAUGUCAAAAGGAUCAGGGUUGGGGAGAACCUUUCGGCAGGUCAGGGACCCCUCCCGGUAAACAAUGGACAAAGUCAUAUGAUGCCAGGGACCCUGACCAUGAGCCAAGCACCCCUGAGGAAGACUAGCACUCUGCCCCCUCCUACACACUCUCCUGGCAACACUGUGUUUAACAUGGGCUUGAAGGAGGUGAAGAAAGAACCGGGGGCGGCCCUGUCUUGCAGUAAGCACGUGGAUGACCAAAUGACACAGGAGAGUGUUUUUACUAAUAGGUUUGGAGAUGACCCUGGAGAGCAACUGAUGGACCCUGAGCUGCAGGAACUGUUCAAUGAGCUGACCAACAUAUCAGUGCCUCCAAUGAGUGACCUGGAGCUGGAGAACAUGAUCAACGCCACCAUUAAGCAGGAUGACCCAUUCAGCAUUGACUUGGGUCAGCAAAGCCAGCGGAGUACACCUAGACCUUCCCUGCCCAUGGAGAAGAUCAUUAUCAAAAGUGAAUAUUCUCCUGGUUUGACACAAGGCACGGCAGGUUCUCCCCAACUGAGGCCCCCGUCAGCUGGCCCUGCAUUUUCCUUGGCCAACUCUGCUCUCUCCACUUCAUCCCCAGUCCCCACAGUCCCCCAGAGUCAGCCUCAGCCUCAGACAGCAUCAGGAGCAAAUAGGGCCCUGCCAAGCUGGCAAGAAGUGUCCCACGCCCAACAGCUCAAGCAGAUAGCUGCAAACCGCCAGCAGCAUGCUCGGAUGCAGCAGCAGCAACAACAACAGCAGCAGCAGCAGCAGACCCCUCCUAGCUGGCCAGCCUUGCCAUCCUCUGCUGGGCCAUCCCCAGGGGCAUUUGUGCAGGAAAAGAUCCCCAGUCCUUCCUUCGGCCAGCAGCCAUUUAGCCCACAGGGAUCACCCAUGCCUGGGGUAGCUGGCAGCAGCAACCAGUCCAAAGCAGUGGCCAACUAUACGUACAAGGCUAGCCCCUCAGCCCAGGCUGGACACCUGGAUGUGCUUCUGCAGCAAAAGCCUCAGGAUCUCAGUCGAAGUUUUAUUAACAACCCACACCCAACCUUGGAAGCCCGACAUGGCAACACCAAGCCUUUGUUUCAUUUUAACUCAGAGCAAGCAAACCAGCAGAUGCCUUCUCUUUUGCCUUCCCAGAGCAAGCCUUCUCUCCUGCACUACACUCAGCAGCAGCAGCAACAGCAGCAACAGCAGCAAGGCUCAUUGGCAGCUCAGCAGCAGCAGCAGCAGCAACAGCUGCAGCAGCAGCAACAGCUGCAACAGCCACAAAGUUCUUUGGUGGCUCAGCAGCAGCAGCAGCAGCAGCAGCAGCAGCAGCAGCAGCAACACCAACAGCAAGGCUCCAUAGCAGCUCAGCAGCAGCAGCAGCAACAGCAGCAGCAGCAGCAGCAGCAGCCACCAUCCCAACCCACCCAACCUUUAUCAAGCCAGCCUUUACUGAGGUCUCCCUUGCCACUUCAGCAGAAGCUCAUGCUUCAGAAAAUGCAGAAUCAGUCCAUCGCAGGCCUGGGAUAUCAAGUCACUCAACAGCACAGACAGGAUCAACACACUGUGGCAGGCCAGAGCACAGGCCCCAGUCCAAGUCCCAACGCCUGCUCAAAUCCAAACACUGCAAGUGGUUACAUGAACUCUCAGCAGUCUCUGUUGAAUCAGCAAAUGAUGGGGAAGAAACAGAGCCUGCAGAGGCCAGCCAUGGAGCCGAAGCAGCAGCUUCUCCUGCAGCAGCAGAUUCUGGCUGACUCGGAGAAAAUUUCCCCUCAGGACCAGAUGAGCCGGCAUCUGACAAGGCCGCCCCCAGACUACAAAGACCAAAGAAGAAAUCCAGGCAGCCUGCAGCCAGCUGCGCAGUAUUCUGGUGGCUCCUCCACAGUGAAUUUAAACUCUAACCAGGCUUUGACAAACCCAGCUUCAACACACGCCAUUUUAACUCCAAACUCCAGCCUCAUGUCUACAUCUCACGGGAUGAGAAUGCCACUGUUAUCCACAGCAGUUCAGAACAUGGGGAUGUAUGGAAACCUGCCUUGUAGCCAGCCUGGCACAUUCAAUGUCACUUCAGCAAUGAAUCAGCUGACCCAACAGAGAAACACAGCCCAGCUGAUGACAAGUCAGAACAACCCUCUGAUGCCACGGCCAUCUCCCUUAGGGGCAACUAACGGCAACAGCGUGGCCACCUUCGGAGCUGCAUCUGUUGGCAGUUCACAACAACUAAGGCCAAAUUUGGCCCACAGUUUGGCAGGCAUGCCAUCCCAGAGGUCAUCAACUGUCAUGAUCACAUCCAACACGACAGCAACUAACUGGGCUUCCCAAGAUGUAACAGCCAAACAACAGGAAGCCCUCAAAUCCACAGGUGCCCGCUUCCCAACAGCGACACCUGCAGCUUAUACCCCAAACCAGUCAUUGCAACCAGGAGUGGGGAGCCAGCCAUUUUCCCAGAGGGCCGUGGCACCCCCCAGCCAAUUAACGCCAGCAGUGCCAAUGAGACCUAUGAACCAAAUGAAUCAGACACUGAAUGGGCAAACGCUUGGUCCACUCAGGGCUUUGAACCUCAGACCUAACCAGCUGGGCUCACAGAGUCUGUCUAAUAUGAGUCCACCAGGAACAGGACUGAGUCAGCCGCGGACAGGCACCAACCAGCCACCAUCCCUGACGCCCAACACUUUUCCUUCAUCCAACCAAAGUUCCAGGGCUUUUCAAGGAACUGACCACAGCAGCGAUUUAGCUUUCGACUUCCUCAGCCAGCAGACUGACAGCAUGGGCCCUGCACUAAACAGUGAUGCUGAUUUCAUUGAUUCUUUACUGAAGACAGAGCCUGGCAAUGAUGACUGGAUGAAAGACAUCAACCUUGAUGAAAUCCUGGGAAGCAAUUCCUAAGGAGAAAUGGAAGGUGGUUUGCAGGCUUCAAUAGUGCUUUCUAAGGACGCUGUAAUGCCAAACUGUUGACAUCGGGUGCUCCACAGGCAUCAAUACGGAAAGCUGGCAGUAACCACAACGAUAAACAUUCUGGUUCGUGUGCUUGUUUUAAAAAAUCUCGAGCCUGAUAUUAAAACAUUGGGAUCCUUUUUCCCUGCCUGAACAUCAGGAUGUGUUAUCUAGUUUAUCCAAACACAACUGUGAUGUUGAUGUGUAAUUAACUAUGUAAAAUGGUCUUCCCAAGUUCCUUUUCCCGGUGAAGGAAAUACAAUGGAACUUGAGACUUGUUUCAAUCCCAUACCGUAGACAGGUGUUUGUUCUGAGCAACAGGCAACAGACUGCUGUCUGCUCUAGUAGAUAAAUAUGCUUUGAUUUCUCCACUAUCCCUCCAUUUACUUUUCCUAAAACUUGCAGGAAAGAUUGAAAUGUUUUAUGGUUGUUUGGAGUAAGAGAGAACCAGAAAACCCGGAAGCCAUCCAGCAGAUUCUAUGAUUUUUUUCCUAGAUGCAUUCCCCAUUUUUGUAAUUUUCCCACAUUUUAUAUUUUGGUGGGAUGCUGUGUCUUGAGAUAAAAGAGGAAUGCAGGGCUUACAACUUGAAUGGGGCUUCCCUACCGAUUUCUGCAGAUAACCGGGCUUGUCCUGACCACACUGAAAUAUCAGUGCACAGUUGCCUACAUCAAAUUUCACUCCAAAAAAUCGAACCUUGCCAUGUAGGAGACAAGCACGGGCAGAAAUACCGAGAGGUGUUUCUAGCUGUGAUUGAGGCCCACUGACCUGUUCCCAAGCAGAAUGGAAUUGAGCCUUGUCCUCCUAUUUUUUGGUAGCCUGAGACUUGUUUAUAAAAAAUGAAAGUUUUGAUCAGAGUGAGAAGAUUAGAGUGUCCUGUUUUGACUGGAGAUAAGAAACAGGAGAAGGGUAUGAGAGUUGGCACAGAGCUAUUUCAGAGUUUAGAGGAAAUCAUAACUGAGAGACAAUAGAGCCUUACUUGGACAUAGUACUUGUACUUGGGUCAAGAGCUGAGCCCAGUGUGGUCUGUAUGUAGCCAUCCAUGCACUCCAUUCAUGAUAUGGUGAAUCUUUGCCGUACAGUGCGGUGCCAGGUUUCCUCCCUCAGGGUUGAGUGCUAUAGCACAGCAUGGGUUUUGGGGGUCACUGAACUCAGUGCCCACAUCUGUGUCCACUGAAGAGUGGAGGAGAUGUACAGAUUUGAGGUGGCUCUAAGAUACCACCACCACUUUCCUAAAUCCAGAGGAUCAAAGGCUACUCUCAACCUUUGAGUUAUAUACAUUCACACACUUAAAUAUCAAGUGUGAUUUAACUCAAGUCAUUUGAAGCACCAAAUCUUCACAAAUCUGUUCAGAAAAGGAACACGUUUUUAAAGCUCCAUAAAGCCCUCUUCUAGUCUCUCUCCUUCUUUUCCGCUGCACCAAUAUCGCUGGCCCAGAAUCUUUCCUGUGCUGAUUUGUAAAUAUUAAUAAAUUACUUGUUUUUGUAAACUUUUGUAAAGAAUAUUUUGGUAGAAAUACUUAAAACAUAUUCUUUGGAUUAUAUUUAUACAUAUGUGAAAUAAAUAUACUAUCGAAAGGUUAUAUUUUAUACAAAAAGUAAAUUGUUACCUUUUGUAUGCUAAUAUACAAAGUUUUGUAUAAUACGAUGGUUUAUUUUUAGCUCUACACUUAAACCAUAGGUGAUGGAGUGGAAACUUUUAAGAACUACCAAGAGGCUUGUGAGAUGAAUUUAUGUUCUGAAACCUCAAUAUGAAAGCAUUCCAGGUUUCCAUCCCUCCCCGCUGGUGUGUUUUCCAGCUCUAAAUUCUUUAGAACGCCCAUAGUUCUCUUGUCUUACUUGAUUAUUCUGCUGUGCAUAUUGUAUCAGCCCCCGAAGCACGUGUUCUCCUGCGUGUUUGCCCAUUAUACAAAACAAUGUUUCUCCAUGCAGAAAGAGAGGAAAACAGUGUGUAUAUAAACAGGUUAUUUUGUAGCUCCUCCAGAUUACUGUACAUAUCUGCAGGAUUUCUCAGUUGCAGCCCCCAUAAUUCAGCUUGUUUUCACCCUAACACAAAUAGUACAUUUUGUAAUAGCUGUCCAGUUGUUCAAAGAGGCAAAGCAAACAGAAUGAUUCGUUUUUCUUCUAUCUUAAUGUGAAUUUCAUAAUUAAUGUCUAUUUAUUCAGCUAUUCAUUAAAAUACAGGAUUCUUUGGGGGGAUGGUGUAAUCUAUAGUUUCUGUUUGUUGGCAGCCUAUUACCAAAGAUGACGUAAUUUUCCUGAAAGCUGAGAUAAUGACAAUUUGAUAGACAAACUUAGUAAGCGCCUGAAGAUUUACAAUGUAAGAGCUAUUGGGAUCCAAAUUCCCAUUUCUAGAAAUGCCAGACUACUUAAUUGCUGACAUUGUUUAUCAUUCUGACAUAUAACAGAGAAGGUAGGAGUCAUUUUUCUUUCUUUUUUUAAAUUCAGAGACAAGAAAGUAAUGUAGGCAAAUAAUUCCUUCUUGGCUUUGUGUUCGGCCCAAUGAAAUGAGUCACCAAGUGAAGUGCUGGUAUUGCCUGCAUUGCUGUCCUGAAUCCACGAAUGUAAAGAUUUCAACUUGUAAUACAAGUAUUUUGUAUUGUGUGUAAUUCCAUGUGUAAAAAAAAUAGUUUAAAAAUUCA